AUGUUUUAUUACCUUCAUCCUAGCCUUUUCUUCGUUUCUUCUUCUUCUUCUUCUUCUUCUUCUUCUUCUUCUUUAUCUAUCUAUCUAUCUAUCUAUCUAUCUAUCUAUCUAUCUAUAAAUUCGAUUAUGGAUUUGAAUAGAAACAAUGUCAAUCAGCAUGUAUCUAUCUAUCUAUCUAUCUAUCUAUCUAUCUAUCUAUCUAUCUAUCUAUCUAUCUAUCUAUCUAAUCUUACCCUUUUUUGUCCUAUUCUCUUGAUCAUUGUUUUCAUUCUUUCUCGUUCUUUUACUUCAACAUUACAACAUUAUCCAUUCCAACCGGCAGCAAAGGUUUACAUUCUUCUAAGUGGAUAUUUAUUCAGCGUUUGCUCGCGGGCAACUGGCAUACGGCCGGUUAUCCUCGAUUCUUUUCAAAACCCUCGAACCACAGGAUCCAUUGCCAAUGCUGUCACCGAAGAGAGUGACAACCCUGCCUACUUUAUUGUUUACAGCCAACUCGUCAUUUAUGCCAUUCAAAUAUUUUUACUUGUUACAUUAUUUUUUUCUUUCUUUCUUUCUUUCUUUCUUUCUUUCUUUCUUUCUUAUGUCUUUCGAUACCCUUUCCUCGUGUUUGCUCAAUUUUCUUCAACCUUUUUUUAUUCAGACUCUUUCUUCAUUUUUCUACUUGGUAUCCCUUUUCUCUUCUUCGCUUUUUCUUUCUAA
Acanthosepion pharaonis is the source of this 699-nucleotide messenger RNA. The record is from the annotation of a GenBank genome assembly. Lineage: Eukaryota; Metazoa; Mollusca; Cephalopoda; Sepiida; Sepiidae.